Messenger RNA from Drosophila kikkawai, 1676 nucleotides. RefSeq names its product tropomyosin alpha-1 chain-like. The record is from RefSeq and is a predicted model, not a curated record. NCBI's taxonomy places the organism in Eukaryota, Metazoa, Arthropoda, Insecta, Diptera, Drosophilidae.
AUAAUGUUUGUAGUAGCUCCUAACACUGUGGCAUAAACACUUUAACAUAAAACUUGUUGAGUCCAAAUUCGUAUCUUUUCAUUUUUCAAAUUCGCGUCUAUAAUUUUGUAUUCCAAAUGUAACAAUGUAUGUGGUUCGUGAAACUAGAACUUCAAUACUAAGGUCCGCCCGAGGACCUGUGCCUCAUGCCCUGGAGCAUAUCCUUGGGCCUCGUCCUCGCACGAGUCUCUGCCCCUCGGUUGGGAAAGCAUCCAGCUCUAGACAAACCAGAAGUGGUUAUUGCUCACAGUCAGAUCCUGCAACAGGGAGGCUGGUUGUAGCCAGGUCAUGCUCAACGGUGCCGAGCUCCACCGAGCUCCUUCAGGUCUGCAAACUAAAUCCAGCAGCUGACCGGGACCUGACGAUUGGCGAACUGCCGAGCAAGCUGGUGCAGAGCGAGCUGCUGCCCACCGAGCAGGCCCUUAAGCUGUCCGAGAUCCGUGCCUCCCAGAGAGCCAAAGAAGCCGGCUGCAAUGAAAUGAUCUUGGAGCUUGAAAAAGACAUUUCAAUGGUAAAGACGGAAGGAGCUGUGGUCACGUUCAAAGAGCUUAUAGAUAAGCAAGCAGCAGCAAACGCCGAGAAUCUGGACCAUCUACAAACUGUAGCUCAGCUGCAGGAACAGCUCCAAUGCCACGAACUGUUGUUGGCCAAGCAGGGCGAAAGGAUCCAAGAGCUGCAGCAGGAGCUUAACCGCGCUGAGGAAACUAUAUUCAAGCUACAUGAGAAGCUAAACGAGGCCACAGUGCAAAUAGAACAGCUUUCGAAGGCCGAAGAUAUGCCCCUCCAAGAUAAGGCUAGGAAGCAGGAGGAGCUUAAGCACAACGGCAAGGAUAUAAUCGGAGAAGUUGGGGACCAGGAUGAAGCGGCUCAGUGUGGGAUUAAGAAAAUUCAGCUGAAGGUGGUCGAGGCAGAGGAGCAAAGCCAAGCAGAAGAACAGCUGCGCCAGCAGGUGGCCAGGUUAGAGGAGCAGCUCCAGAGCAACCAAGAUUUACUGGAAUUUCAAGCGGAAAAACUGAAGGACACAGAACAAACAGAGCAGGACUUGAGGGAAGAACUAGCGAAUAAGGAGUUGCUCUUUAGCCAGGUGACCCAAGAGCUGAUUGAAAGAGACAAAGACCUGACGGUUGUCUGCAGAACCUUGAAGGAGAAACACCGAAUGGGCUGGAGCCAGGAGCACAGGUUCCUGCUGCUUCAGGAACAAGUUAAACGUCUAUAUGCCAUGCGGGCCGACUUGAAGCAGCGGAAUGUGGCCUUGGAGAAGGAAAUUAUUCGGCUGAAGCAUGAUAUUCGUAAAUAUGCCGAAAUUAUUGUAGGCAAUGAUGGUGAACCAUUUUACCAAGUUCAGUCAGUAGGAAAUCCUUCGGGCUGUAGCUCCUACAGGAGAGAGCGACGUGAAACCAAAGCGAUAAACAGUCGGAACAUCGCCAAGGAGUCUGCUCAGACUCGGCUGCCUUGUGGCCAGGAGUCCAACCCAGUCCGUUCGCCGAUUCGGCAAAACCGAUCGAAGGAGUAAAGGCAAAUGCAGUAGCAUCAUUAGCAGCAUCAAGAGCAGCAACAGCAACAUGUAGCACACAGAUAAUCUGUGAACAUGUUUGCCGUAUUUUUUAAUACAAAACUUGUAUUUAAUGUGAGAUCAA